Messenger RNA from Dioscorea cayenensis subsp. rotundata (Guinea yam), 1004 nucleotides. RefSeq lists its product as uncharacterized. The transcript is spliced from 2 exons. The coding region runs from base 187 to 717 and encodes 176 amino acids. The record is from RefSeq and is a predicted model, not a curated record. Lineage: Eukaryota; Viridiplantae; Streptophyta; Magnoliopsida; Dioscoreales; Dioscoreaceae.
CUAUCUCUCCUCCAGUCAAUUUUCUGUCCUCCAAAAUAGGAAUUCUCCCAACCCACCUGGAGCUACACCCACUAACACUCAAAAUCCCAGAAAGAUAUAAAUGGAUUUUAUCCAUUAAUUCCAAGUGUGAUAAAUUCCACUCACAAGACCCCUCCGCUCAGAACAAUCAGUUGGAAGAUCCUUUCCAUGAGGAGCUUGUUGAUUUGGGAGAUUGUUGAUUGGGAAGAAGAUGAAGACAUCCUAGUAGAUGAGUUUGCAGAGGAUGAUAAUUUUCUUGAUGAAGAGAACAAUUUUCAAUUGAAGGAUGAUUUCCAGAACAUUGAUCUGAUCUCUGAUCAAGAUAUUACAGAUCAACUUGACCCUCUCAGAGAAGAAAAAGCAGUGGAAGAAUUAAGAGAGGUAGAGAAAUCCACAGAGGUGGCUCCUUCAUUCCCAGCGCCUUCUGUUCUUCAUUCUACUUCAAUUGAGGAAGCUGGACGCUGGAGUGACAAAACCAAGAAGCCAUCUGGACACUGGAAUGAGGAAGCUGGGUUUAUUCCAUACCCUCUCGAUCAACAAAGAAGAAAAUUCCUAUGGAUCCAAGAGAAGGGCAACCUCCAGUGGACUGGUUCCUUCUCCAAGUUCUUCUUCUUCUCCUUCAACUUCACUUCAUUUUUUCUCAUUAACCACAAAAUCGAUCAGGCGAUCAUCAUGGUUCCAGAAUCUUCAAUGAUAUGAUCUCAUAUAGGAAGAGUGACUAUAGAUGCAGAUCCUGCCAGGCUUGUGGGUUAUCCAGGAAGGCAUCGAUUCAAAGCCAGUGGUGGAGCGACCGAAUUAGUAAUUUUUUUUAAGGUUUGUUUUUUUAGAGGUUUUUUGUUUUGUUUGGGAUUUUUAGGGGGUUUUUUUUUUGUUUUGAAUUUGUUGAUGAAUUGUUUAAAUUUGGAUGAUAAGGAGUCAUGAACAAAGGAGUGAUUGUUUUGAUUUUUGAGAUUUUGAUAAUUUAUAAUGUUUGGUUGAUAAUUUGA